Parnassius mnemosyne (clouded apollo) is the source of this 408-nucleotide messenger RNA. NCBI's taxonomy places the organism in Eukaryota, Metazoa, Arthropoda, Insecta, Lepidoptera, Papilionidae. The record is from the annotation of a GenBank genome assembly.
AUGAUUGAGGGAAUGGUGAAGGAUGGUGUUAUUAAACCUUCAUCUAGUCCAUGGUGUUCACCUGUGGUGCUGGUAAAGAAGAAGGACGGCAGCAUGCGGUUUUGUGUUGACUACCGCCGCCUGAACGACGUUACAAAGCAGGACAGCUAUCCCUUGCCAAGAAUUGAUGACACGCUGGACAUGCUUACAGGCGUAAAGUGGUUUAGUACACUGGAUCUGAAAAGUGGCUACUGGCAGGUUGGAAUUGACCCUAAAGAUAAGGAGAAAACUGCAUUCUCCACAGGAAAGGGUCUGUGGCAAUUUAAAGUCAUGCCGUUUGGAUUGUGCAAUGCUCCAGCAACGUUUGAAAGGUUGAUGGAGCUUGUACUUACCGGGCUAAUGCCUGUCUGGUCUAUUUGGAUGACAUAA